Molecule: messenger RNA, 776 nt
Organism: Aspergillus pseudotamarii
Lineage: Eukaryota; Fungi; Ascomycota; Eurotiomycetes; Eurotiales; Aspergillaceae
Product: mitochondrial 54S ribosomal protein uL13m
Exons: 3
Coding region: 68-568 (166 amino acids)
Biological process (GO): translation; negative regulation of translation
Cellular component (GO): mitochondrial large ribosomal subunit; ribosome
Molecular function (GO): mRNA binding; structural constituent of ribosome
Source: RefSeq, a predicted model, not a curated record
GACGGGUUAAUUGGGUUUCUUUUUAUAGUUCUUGGAUUUGUCUCGAUUGAUAGAAAGAACUGUCACCAUGUCGCAGACUGUUGGAAAGACCCGUCUCGCCUACUCUCGGGCCUGGCAUCAUGUCGACGUCGGCACCGACCCGCGCAGUCUCGGCCGGCUUGCUUCCUCCAUCGCCCUCUUCCUGAUGGGCAAGCACAAGCCUAUCUAUGACCCUUCCACUGACUGCGGUGACUAUGUCGUCGCUGUGGGCUGCCACGACUUGAAGACCACCGGCAAGAAGCGCUUCCAGAAGAAGUACUAUACGCACACGACUCGCCCCGGUAGUCUGCGGACCAUGACGAUGGACAAGAUGUUCGAGAAAUGGGGUGGCGGUGAGGUCCUACGACGAGCUGUCAAAGGCAUGCUGCCCAAGAACCGGCUGCGGGAAAAGCGGUUGGCUAGACUGAAGACUUUCGAGGGCCUGGCUCAUCCGUAUGAGGAGAACAUUGUCAAGCUCGGGAAUCAGUCGGUGAUUGCCAACUUGCCGGAGGUGAAGGAAGCGUUUAAGGAGGCCAAGACCCAGGCAUAGUUAUUUUUUUCUUUUUCCCUUGGGUCAUUUCUCGAUGGUCUAUUGUAUUUCUUCGUCUGUAAUUUUAUGUCUCUUCUUGUUUAUCUGCUAGCGCAUGGGUGGGAGUUCUUUUGAUCUGUUCUGAUAUAAUGUUUGGGCUUUUCGUUCCAGCUCCCGGAAGAUUGUUACUUGCAUCUACACAUAUACGGUGCAUUUGUACUAUACGAGC